Stegostoma tigrinum is the source of this 2230-nucleotide messenger RNA. RefSeq names its product zinc finger protein 474-like. The transcript is spliced from 8 exons. Lineage: Eukaryota; Metazoa; Chordata; Chondrichthyes; Orectolobiformes; Stegostomatidae. Bases 1701 to 2054 code for a protein of 117 amino acids. The record is from RefSeq and is a predicted model, not a curated record.
UCACGUAAUGCCUAGGAACGUGCAGUUUGACAGUUCCUCUCGUUCCCUUCCUCCACUCCAGCCGACACGAAGGAAUUUCACGGCCCCAGACAACCAUCCGUUUUGCGGCUCGCCAACUAACCGGUAAAAAUGGCAUCUGCAGAGUCUCAACAACCAAGAGACACCCCUUUCUCCAGCUCUGAAGAAUAAGCCACAGACCCCUCAGAUGAAGCACCGGCAAAGCGGCCUCCUGCACACUCCAACAGUUCAGACCAUUGACAGCAUUUGAAGGUGCUUCCUGGACGGCACUAGUCCUGAAAUUCAACAUCAGAGCUUCAAGUCUGCUUUCUGCUGCCAACUGCCCUUAUUCAUCUUCAGUCCUGCUUUGUUUCCCUCAAUUUCCCAAUCUUUAACAAAAGAUCUGAAUCAUCAGAGUGGAUCAUCCUGAAGUGCAAGUAACUGCUUCAUGCUGUGAGGUGGAAGUCCUACAUUAUCUAAUGCUGCAUGCAGGAAACACAAUGUAAUUGUUGCAAUCACAAUGAUGUCACUUGUGGAAUAUCAUUUUAUAUGGACAAGCUAAGGUUAGAGCUGGCAGAAAAUAUCUUCUAUCCCUACCACAGCUAUUGGACCUUCUAAUGAAAAUCAACAAGCAGGGAGUGGGACUGCUAGGAAAUUAUAAUGGCAUUGAUGCUAGAGCUGCUAGAAGAAGUGAUGGGUGCAGGUACAGCUGUAACAUUUAAAAGAAUUUGGUUAAGUAGAUGAAUAGGAAAGAUUUGGAGGGAUCUGGGCCAAACGCUGGCAAGUGGGACUUAGUUCAGUUUGGGAACAGAAUUGGCAUGGACGAGUUGGACCAAAGGGUCUUUUUCCACACUGCAUGACUGUGUAAUUUAUUACAGCCCAGUAACUGUAUACCGGUUACUUUAACUCUUAGGCUUGCUAAAUAUUGUAACCAGCGAGAGAGAAGACACGUGUCUUUCCAUAAAGGAGAAAGACUUCAACUGAUUGUCUGCCAGGAGAGAGGGGCAGCCAAUUAUAUCUCACAAAGAUCUUUCCGAAAAAUACCUCACACAUCAAAAAACCUGUUGAAAUAUUAUCCCUGACAAAAUGAAACAAUUCUAGAUGACUUCCGCAGGUUCGUGAGGAAUUGUUGGCAUUUGUAUUUUACGUUCCACAUCCUCCUCUCGUCUUCCUGAAGGCGAGCGUACACCAGAGUGCCACUCUUCCAGCGAGCUAUAAUUUGAACAUUUGGUCCUUUCUAUUCUGGAGUCACGGUGAACAUUUCAAUCAAUAAUUAACAUGCCUUGCGAACGAGAGCACCAUCAGUCUGCGCACAUUCGUGGCACUACGUAACGAUAAUUCAUUUUUCAUAGGGAUUUGUCACAGAUGAGAUCACUGUAAAACAAGAAUCUUUUAAUAUCAAUAAUAUUAACGAUAUUAAUUAAUUCUUAAUUUCCUUUCAUCCUGACAACGCUGGCUGUCACGACGCGGCUGGAGAUCUGCUGUUAUGUUGAUUUUGCUGCUAGGAAACGGCGAAGUCAAUCGUUGCUGCGUCUGCAGUGGAACGCGGUUUCUUUGUGGCGGGCUAGCCCUGCUGAUGGGACCCAGAGCCAGUCCCAACACCAAAUCCACGGUUUAAAUUAUGGGGAGCUUGGAGGGAGUGAUUGGAAGAUGACGGUGGUGUAAGAAGCUGUAAAGGAAACGGUGGAGGUACAUCAUCCAGAAUGCCUCAGUCAAGUACAGGUUACAGUUCUCCACCAGCAAUUAGACGCCCACGGACAGUUGUCUGCUAUAUUUGCGGCAGAGAAUAUGGAACUACAUCUAUAAGUAUUCAUGAGCCACAGUGUUUGAAAAAAUGGCAUAUCGAAAAUGAUAAGCUUCCAAAGCAUCUCAGAAGGCCGGAACCCAAGAAACCUGAAGUCAGGUCUAUCACAGGUAAAGGAGCAUAUGAUAUAGAAGCUUUAAAUGAGGCAGCUUGGAGAAGUUCCCAAGAUCAACUGGUACCUUGUGAGAUCUGUGGGCGAACCUUCCUCCCAGACAGAUUGAUUGUCCAUCAGCGUUCGUGUAAACCAAAGUAACCAAACCAAUGAACAAAGAUAAACUGAUAUGGAUUAAGAUGUGACGACAAACAAUAGUUUAUUGAUUCCAUGAAAACUGAAAUAAUACAACAAAAGGUUUUUUGAAAAAACUUUGUGGCAUUUUUGCAUAAAUUCCUGCUGUAAAUGUACUUGAAUAAAACCAUUUUAAAAUUAAA